Molecule: messenger RNA, 2813 nt
Organism: Closterium sp. Naga37s-1
Lineage: Eukaryota; Viridiplantae; Streptophyta; Zygnematophyceae; Desmidiales; Closteriaceae
Source: the annotation of a GenBank genome assembly
UCGAGGCGGGGAAGGAGCUGCGCACGCGCGUGAGGAUCCACAACGACUACUCCAAGGAUGUCGUUAUCACGAUAAAGCCGGGCACGGUGCGCAAGUACGAGGUGAAGGAUGGCACCAAGAUCGUCGUGCCCGAGGGCUCCUCCUUCCUUCUCACUGUGUCGUGCUUGCCGCUGUCGUCCAUGCCCUUCUGGCCCGAUGCCUUCGUGCUGGCAUGCCACAUGCCCGCUGACAAGUUCACCCGCCGCCUCACGCUGCACACGCCCAUGUCAGCACUGCGUGCUGUGUGCCAGAUGAAGCUGCCUGUGCUCUUCACAGACGAAGUCACCAAGGGGGUGGCAGAGGAGCAGCACGCGCAAGCCCAGGCGCAGAAGCAGAAACAGAAGGAGAAGGAGAAGGAGAAGGAGAAGCAGCAGCAGCAGAAGCAGGCGCAGGCAACAGCACUGAAAACCGUGAAGGAAGGAGAGGAGGGCGGGAAGGAAGAAGGCGAAGGGACGGGAUCGCAGGGGGGGAAGGGAUGGAAGGGAGGGAAGGUGAGAUUUGCGGCAGAGGCAUCUCCCAAAGGGGGCCUAUCGCGUGUGUGGAAGAGCAGCACAGCAAAGAAAGAGGAGGAAGAGGAGGCGAGGAGGAAGGAGGAGGAGAGGAGGAGGGAGGAGGAGAGGAGGAGGAGGGAAGAGGAGGAGAAGCGGUUGAUGGAGAGGGUGGAGAGGAGGGAGGAGUUGAGUGGGCAGUCUAUGGACCGCCUUCUGUCCUCCAUUGCUGGAAAGGACAAGAGCCACGUCUAUGUGCAACCUCAUGGGCCGAAUUUGAUCAAAACAGCUAUGUCCGUCCGUGUAGCUUCCCUAAGAACCUCAUGGGCCGAAUCUCGACCUCUUAUUGCUCCCCUCACCUCGAUCCCCUCUCACCUCCCUCCCCUCCCCCCCUCUCCCUCCCUCUCGCCUCCCCCUCUCCUUCCCUCUCCCCUCUCCUUCUCCCACCCGCUCUCCUUCCCUCUCCCCUCCCCCUCUCCCUCCCAUGACAUCUCGGGUGGACUUGCGACCUCCUGGUCUCCUCCUCACCUUGCUCCCCGCCCGGCCCCACCCCUUGCAGCUGUGGGAGCUGUUCCUCAACACGUCACGGGUGGACUUCUGACCCCUAAGUGCCCCCCUCCACCUUGCUGCACCGUUCUCCACUCCCCCCCUCUCCCCCUCCUCCCCUCGCAGCUGUGGGAGCUGUUUCUCAAGAUGUCGCGGCUGUGGGAGCUGUUUCUCAAGACGUCAAGGGCGGAUUUCAAGCUGCUGCAGCACCGCCUGGAGGCCGCGCUGCUGGAGGUGCAGGCCGUCAAGUCGCAACUGGUGCGUCCCUGCUGCUCCCUGCUCUUACAUCAUGGAUCUGCCAGCCCUCACCGUCUCCUUCUCAAGCCUCUCCAACUGCUCUUGCUUCCUGACUCGACUCAUGAGUCUGUUCCUUACCGCCUUUUGAGGCGCCUCAACGACUCGACUCAUGAGUCUGUUCCUUACCGCCUUUUGAGGCGCCUCAACGACUCGACUCAUGAGUCUAUUAUCGAUCUGCCACCGUCUCCUUCUCAAGCCUCUCCGACUCCUCUCACUCCCCUCGCCUACCAAGCCCUCACCGUCUCCUUCUCAAGCCUCUCCGACUCCUCGCUCCCCUCGCCCACCAAAGCCUCCUCCGCACCCUCCCGAGACACCAGCUUCGCACCCCCACCGCACUCCACCGCCCCCUACUCCCGCUCCUUCUCCAACAACCAGCUGAACCCCCACGGCACCAGCAGCAGCCCGGAACACACCAACCUGCGCCCGCCCUUCACCCCAAAACCCACCACGUCUGAAUCCGCACUGCUCCCAGUUUCCAUCUCCUCGCUCUCCGCCCAGCCGUCCUCUCUGGCCUCCUCCUCCAGCAGCCUGCAGCUGGGGGGGAUUGGGAGCGGCGGGGGGACGGGGCAGCUGGGGGCGUCGUCGCGGGUGCUGAGCAAGUGGGGCACGGGGGGGGAGAGUGCGGUGGAGAAGGAGCUGCAGCGCAAGGAGAUGAUGAGGAGGGCGUUGAUAGAGGAGAACAACGAGCUCAAGGAUAGGCUGGAGGAGAAGGAGAAGCGGGAGAGGCAGGCGCUUCGCAAGGCGGAUGUCAUGAAACAGGACGCGGUGAGUGGGGCGGGGCGGGCGGGUGAGGACACGACGAGGAGCCAGCUGCAGGCGAUGCAGCAGCGGCUGGAGGAGGAGGAGGCACAACGGCAGACGCUGGUGAGAGAGCUGCAGGCGCUCAGAGCCCAGGUGCUGAGCGGAGGACAGCAGCCGCAGCAGGUGCAGCAGCAGCAACAGGGGGUUGCGGAUGAGGAGAAGCAGGAGAAGCAGCAGCAGGGGGAAGAGCGUCAGCAGCAGCAGCAGUGGGAGAGUGAGGAGCAAGCAGGGGAGUCGCAGGGGGAGACGGAGCAUGAGCAUGAGCGUGCGCAUGCAGACAAGCAAGGUGAGGAGGGUUUGCAGGCUAGUGUUCAGAGUAGUGAGAGGGCGAGUAGUGAGAGAGAAGAGGAGAGGGCGAAGAGUAAGGAAAAGAAGGAGAAGAAGGAAAAGAAGAGUAAGGAGGAGAAAAAAGAGAAGAAGAAAUCCAAGGAGAAGAAAGCAAAGGAGGGUUCAAAAGAAGGAGUGACUGACAGGGAGGAGGAAACGCAGCAGCAGAAGGAGGCGCAGCCGCAGCAGCAGCAGCAGCAGCAGCAGCAAGAGCAGCAAACGCCAGAACAGCAAGAGCAGCAAGAGCCUGAUUUCAUGUCCAGGGGUCGUGGUAAGCUGGUCAUUCCAUUCGACGACGACGAUGACGAUGUGUAG